Molecule: messenger RNA, 2448 nt
Organism: Adineta ricciae
Lineage: Eukaryota; Metazoa; Rotifera; Eurotatoria; Adinetida; Adinetidae
Source: the annotation of a GenBank genome assembly
AUGGCAUUGAUCUCUUCGCCAUUUUUCUUUGGAAAAAAUCCAUCGAAUUCUUCGUUAUCCUAUUAUUCCAAAGUCACAACUUUACCUAAAAUCAAUCCCACGUCAAAUGAACCGAUUUCGUCAUCAUCUUUGGAUCUUCGAACUCAAUCGAAACUUUCUCAACGAUCAAAUUGUGAACAAAUUCCCGAAAAUGUUUCGUUUACUGUUGGAGAAGAUCGAAAUCAAAUUCGUUUGCCCGUUUUUGGUCGUCGACCGUCGACGAUGAGCGAGAAAUCGACGGACAGAGAAAGAAUCGUUGGACUCGAUGAACUUCUGUCGAUUUUGAGAGAAAAAGUUCGUUCUCAAGAAAAUGAUAUUCGAAUUAAAUUUCGUCAUUCGAUCGAUUUUGAUUCGAAUGGAAAAAUCUCUCUUCAAGCAUUUAAACAUAUUCUCGCGUCAAUCUUUGGAAUUCAAAGACAAAUUUCGCCAAAUCAAAUUGAGAAAUUAAUCGAAAAACUUCAUUUGAGCAAUUUAACAAAAAUCAGUUUUGAUGAUUUUCAUCGUUCAUUAUCAUUGGACCGUUCAACAGUAAAAUCUUCGUCUCAAUCCUAUUUGAGUAAACGAACAGCUGGACAAAUGUUUCUUAUUCUCAAAGACAAAGCUCGAACAAAGUUCAUCGUUUUUGGGAGUGAAGAUUUAGUUCGCUUUUGUCCUUCAUUGAACGAUGGACAACCGAGAAAAAUCUUCAAAAGUCAACUUCAAAAUGGUCUCAUCGACAUGGGUUAUCGAAUGGUUGACAAAGAAUUCGAUAAAUUAUGGAACAAAUUUGAUCCCGAUGGUUUUCACGUGAUUAAUUCCGAAAAAUUUCUUAAAAAAUUAACCAAUGAACAUUUUCUUGUUGAAAGUUGUUCCACAUCACGAAGUGAAACUCAAGAACAACAAUCAGCUAUUUUAAAAGCGUCAUUUAUGAAAUCUUCUUCUUCAAAUCCAAAUGAACAUUUCGAUGAAAAUCAAAUUCAAAAAUGGUUCAAAGAAAAACUUCCUCAAUGUUUCGAUCAAUUAGAAAAUCGAUUCAACGAUCUCGAUCCAUUCAAAACUGGCCAAGUUUCUUCACAAAUAUUUCUCGAACAAUUGAAAUCAUUUGGAUUGAAAUUAGAAGAAACGCUUUUGGAAUAUUUUCUCAAACGUUUAAAUGUUUCGUCGGCAUUGAAUGAUCAAUUGAUCAAAUAUGAAGAGGUUCUCAAUGCUUUUAAACAACUUGUUGGUUCAAAUAAGAAGAAAAGCAAAGAAGAAAAUCCUUUACCAAAAGAAGAUUUUGUUCAAUCGUCAAUGGAAAAACAAGUUGAAUAUUUAAUUUCGUUGAAUUACGAACGAAUUCAAGAGAAAAUGAAAAGUUUCGAUAAAAAACAAAGUGGAACAAUUGAAAAUAAUGAGAUGAAAACAAUUAUUGAAGAUUUACUCGAAUUUCCCAUCAGACCCGAUGAAUUUGAUCAAUUGAAUAAACAUUUUCCAAAAAAUCCAUUGGGAAAAAUCAAUUAUUUAAUUUAUCUCAAACAAAUCAAAGAACGAACAAAUUCUCUUCAAACAAUUCCAGAAGAAAACGAAUCUUCUCAUCGAAGUGAACAAAUUCCUCAAUGGGAUUAUAUGAGAUCAACAAAUAUUCGUGAAAGUCUCAAACAACAACAUAUCAAUGAGAAACAAAUCGCAAAAGAAAGUUGUUCAAAUGAAACUCAUGAAAAUACAAAUCCACGAACAAUUUCUGAAUUAAAUCAAAUUCUCAAAACAUUAAUUCAAACACGAAUCAAAGAUAUUGAACAAGAAUUCGAUCAAAUUGAUUAUGGAUCAUAUCGAGAGUUGACACACGAUUAUCUUUAUCGUUUAUUAAAACGUUUUCCAAUCAAACCAGAAAUCACAAAGAAAGAAGUGGAACUUCUCUGGUGUCAAUGUCAUUUAAAAGAAAAUGGAACAUUGGAUUUCGAUGAAUUUCUUCGUCAAUUUGGUUAUUCGAAACGUUCAGCACAUUAUCCAAAUGCAAAACAAAAUCCUCCGCAAAAAGGCGACAGAGAUUAUCUUUUAACAUCAAAUAAAUUAUACGCAGAUACAAUUCUCGUUCAUCAAACAACAAAACAAUUUAUUAAAAACAAUUGGAACCAAUUUCAAAGAGAAUUUACUCAAAUUGAUCCUUAUCGAACAGGUUUUAUUCAUUCCGAAGAAUUUGAUGAAAUCUUUCAAGAACUUUAUCCGAAUAUUAUUCAACAAGAUUUAGAUUUCAUUAAAAAACAUUUUCAAAAUACAAAUGAUUCAAGAAUUAAUUAUGUCGAAUUUUUAAAACAAUAUUCACCAAAUGACGAACUUUUUCAUGAAAAUGAACAAAGAACGAGAAGACCACCAACGACGAUCAAUGAAAAUAUUCGCCGAAAUGNAAAAUGCAUCUUUCUCUUUGAUUUAUUUACACAAAUGAAUAAAUGA